Ilyonectria robusta is the source of this 1062-nucleotide messenger RNA. Its product is annotated as stomatin-like protein. The transcript has 3 exons. Gene Ontology annotation, cellular component: plasma membrane. Bases 1 to 1062 code for a protein of 353 amino acids. The record is from RefSeq and is a predicted model, not a curated record. NCBI's taxonomy places the organism in Eukaryota, Fungi, Ascomycota, Sordariomycetes, Hypocreales, Nectriaceae.
AUGUCGUCCUCCGUCCCCCCGGUCACCGUCAACGGCGACAGCUCCUCCAAGGCGCCCGAGCAGGGCACCGGAGGCUUCCAGACCCAGUCCAAGAUGACCGUCAUCCCGCCCAAGAAGGAGGAUCUCCAGCGCAGCUAUGCGACCAUCGUCGAGAAUGAUGCCAACCCCAAGGGCUGGUACGGCACCAUGAUCAAUGGUCUCGGAAACGUCGUCGGAACCAUGGGUGCUAUCCCCUGCUGCAUCAUCUGCCCCAACCCGUUCAAGAACGUCCAGCAGGGUAAUGUUGGCCUCGUUACAAAGUUCGGCCGCUUCUACAAGGCUGUCGAUCCCGGCCUGGUCCAGGUCAACCCUCUCAGUGAGCGCCUCAUCCAGAUCGACGUCAAGAUCCAGACCGCAGAGGUCCCCGAGCAGAUCUGCAUGACCAAGGACAAUGUUACCCUGCGUCUCACCUCGGUCAUUUACUACCACAUUGUUGCACCCCACAUCGCCGCCUUCGGCAUCAACAAUGUCCGCCAGGCUCUCAUGGAGCGUACCCAGACCACCCUGCGCCACGUUGUCGGUGCCCGCGUCCUUCAGGAUGUCAUUGAGCGUCGUGAGGAGAUCGCCCAGUCCAUUGGCGAGAUCAUCGAGGAUGUUGCUGCCGGUUGGGGUGUUCAGGUUGAGAGCAUGCUCAUCAAGGACAUCAUCUUCAGCCAGGAGCUCCAGGAGUCUCUUUCCAUGGCCGCCCAGAGCAAGCGUAUCGGUGAGAGCAAGAUCAUUGCUGCCAAGGCCGAGGUUGAAUCCGCCAAGUUGAUGCGUCAAGCCGCCGACAUCCUCAGCUCCGCCCCUGCCAUGCAGAUCCGCUAUCUUGAGGCUAUGCAGGCCAUGGCCAAGUCGGCCAACAGCAAGGUCAUCUUCCUGCCUGGUGCCAACCAGACCAUGGGCAACGCCCUCAACGCAGCCAUGGCCUCCAACACUACUGGCGAGUCCAGCGGCGGCAAUGAUAAUGCCCUCAAUGACUUUGGAGGUCAGGAUUCCGGCUUUGAACAAGCCAUGCAUGCCCGCCUGGUGGAGAACAUUUAA